Molecule: messenger RNA, 495 nt
Organism: Diutina rugosa
Lineage: Eukaryota; Fungi; Ascomycota; Pichiomycetes; Serinales; Debaryomycetaceae
Exons: 1
Coding region: 1-495 (164 amino acids)
Source: RefSeq, a predicted model, not a curated record
AUGAAGGACUACCGCGGCGCCACCAUCGAGGACUUGGACAUCAAGCCGGCGAUCUCAGUCAACCCGCAGACCACCAUCCUCCAGGCGCUCGAGACCGCCUACGAGGGCGAGUUCACCUUCCUCCCCGUCAUCCACGAAGCCAAUAAGAAGUUGCUUGGAGUGCUUAAUGUCGACGAAGUCGAACCGAAAAAGGGCGAGUUGGUCAAGAACCACAUGAUGUGGUUUAGCCAGGCGGCUAAACGGGCCUACGAACAGCAGCAACAGCCUCAAGCGAAAACGCCCCGCAACACGAAGAUCAUCACCCCGCAACCGCUGUCGAAAACGUAUACCGUUUUAACUCCGGGGACUCCCUUGGAGGAGCUCGACGCCUUCUUCGCCCAGGGUAACCCCUUCGCCAUCAUCACUGAGGCUGGGGGUAAGUUUGUCUACGGGGUGGCCACCUUGGAGGACUUGCAACUAUACGAGAAGAGCCGGCCGCUUCUCGGCAAGUUGUGA